This is a messenger RNA of Cannabis sativa, 3994 nucleotides long. RefSeq lists its product as uncharacterized. The record is from RefSeq and is a predicted model, not a curated record. The transcript is spliced from 2 exons. The coding region runs from base 171 to 1343 and encodes 390 amino acids. NCBI's taxonomy places the organism in Eukaryota, Viridiplantae, Streptophyta, Magnoliopsida, Rosales, Cannabaceae.
UGUUUUCUAAGUUCAUUUGAAUUCAAGUAACCUCCAUUAACCACCCAUAAUUGAUCACGUUUUUCCCUCUUCUUUAUGGUUCAUCCACGAAUUUUCAACUUCCUCUUAGCCCACGAUUUAGCAACUGUUUUUCCCUCUCUUUUUCAGUUUUUUUCAAUCUUAUUUAUAAGAUGGCAAUCACUCGUUCAUCAUCAUCCCCUUCUCCAGUUCUCAAACAGAAAUCAAAAAUGGGCAAGAAAUCGUUGGCCAACAAAUCCAAGGGUAAACGCCCAAUCAUUGAAGAUUAUGAUUCUGAUUUUGAAGCUCCAAUGCCCAAACGUGGGAGACCCCAUUCUUCGAAGAAAACGAAGCUCAACUUGGAGGAGCACACGGUUCCAGAAAUUUCUGGGAAAAAAACUAUUGCACAUGCUGAAGAUCGGACUCAGGUUUGGGACUGUAAAUUUAGUCCUUCUGAUUUUUACAGAUCUAAGUGUGUAUGCACCAGUGUUUAUUCCGUGAUAGAUAAUAUUAAGAACACUUUAUCUGUUAAUUUGCUUUCUUUGUUUCGUCAAACUCAGUUUGGGCAUUUUCUGGAUAUGCCUGAGUUUGUUUUUCAUCCGCAAGUCGUACAUAGUCUAUUACUAAGGGAAGUUUUCCAGGCCAAUCCUAAAGAGUUUUGGGCUAAGGUUGCUGGCUGUUGCAUACGGUUUAGUGCCGAAGAAUUUUACCUGAUUUUUGGUUUAGAUUGUUUCGGUGAUUGCAACAAGUUGUUGUUUUCACAGGAAACAAAUCAAUUGGUAGAAACAUGUUUCCGUGGUGUAAAAACUAUUGACCACAAAGCCAUCGAGGAUGCUUUUUUGGGUAGUCGGUGGGGUUUGGAUGAGUCUAUUGGUUUGAAAAUGGCUGUUUUGUAUUUCAUUCAGUGUUUUCUUCUUAGCAAUACUCCUGACAAAGAAGUGUCUAGGUUUGUUCUAGAUGUAGUUGAUAGCGGUCGGUGGGAUGAGUAUUGUUGGGGUAGGGAAUCAUUUGAAUUGACAAUUGACUCAUUCAAAGGUAGGAUCCAGCAUGGGAUCAUUAUGAAAAAUAGAAAGGCAGAGAAGGGAGGCCAAUAUGAUGGCUGGUAUAGGGCAUUGGGAUGUCCUUGGGUUUUCACGGUUUGGUUUUAUGAAUGCUGUCCUGCAAUGGUGAACUCUUUCUGUAAGAGAGUUUCAUCUUCUAUUCCAAGGAUUCUGAACUGGAGCAACACCAUCGUCACCAAAAAUCCAACCCUUCGAGACUUGAAGGGCAAGAUUUUUGAUUUACCUUUGGAGAAGGUAAUUUACAGUUUCUUUACUGUUUCUUUUCAGUUUUAUUUAUGUUGUUAAUUUUUGGUUUUUCCAAUUGUUUUAAUUUUUUUCAUAUUAUGUUUGAUUAUGCUGUUCAGUUGAAGAUAAAAAACAUGCGUCCUACUGAUGAAGAGAGGCAGUAGCUUCAACUUGACGGUUUAUUUCUUGAUGAAUCUAUUGAUGACUGUGGUGUAGCGAAGCAAUCCUUCGAGGGUGGGUCAUCUUCAAAGAAGUCUGAUUCAGCAGAUAUUGAUUGGACGAAAUCUAAGCUGGAGAUGGUCAUUUCGAAUCAAUCAUCAUUGGCCGAGGACUUCAUUUCAUUGAGGUGUUUUGUUGAUUUUAAUUUCAAGUCCGUAAUGACUGUAAUUAAGGAUAUCCAGGAGAAGGUUAAUGCCAUUCAUCGUCGUCCUUCUGAUGAGGUAUUUAUUCUUAUUUUAUUGUUUAGGUUUUUUUCAUAUUUUUUUUUUUAAAGUUUCUUUACUGUUUUAUUUAAGUUUCAUUUAUGUUGGUUGAUACAGGGAAAGUCAUCGGAUGAAUUAGUAACUCAAGAUUCUGAUGAUGAUGCUGAUGAUGAUGAUGAUGAUGAUGCCGAGGAUGAUGAGAAGCAAUUGCCUGAUCCAGAAAAUAUUGAUUCCGACUCCGACGAUGGUGGUGAGUUGGUUAAAGUUGGUGGGGAUGCUGAUGAUGCUGACAAGGUUGUUACUGCUGUUCCUUCUGCUGAUGUGAAUCCAUCUGAGGCUGUUGGAGGGAGUGAUAAAAAUGUUAAGGAUGUUGAGAAGCCGAAGGGCGAUGAGUCUUGAUUGAAGGGGGACGAUUUCUUUGAUGGGUUGAGCUAGCUUGAAAUAGAUGAUGAUCAAGUUGUGUUGGCUGGCUUGGAGGCUGUUGGUAAAAUCCAUGUAAGUUUACUUUUAAUUGUUUUCAAGAAAACUAGGUUUCUUUUUGGUUGCUCAUUAGUUUCUAGUAUGUUUUGCAACUGUUUUAAUGCAUUCUUUCUUUUUUAGGUCCCCGCACCCAAUCCAGAUGUUGUUGGUGAAAAGUCAGAUGCCCUUCAUACUGAUGAAGAAACUGAGGACACUGUCUCUGAUACACCUCUGUUGGAUAAGAGAAAGCGUGCUCCGGCCUUGAAAUCUCCAUUUGUUGAUUUCGGGUCUGCUGAUGUCGGGAGCACUCCAAUGGAGCUUAUGUCCUCAGGUUCUCAAUCAGCUGGGGAUGAUAGGGAUUUCAAAAUGGUGACUUAUGUGAAGGGCCUUUAUGCUCUUAAUGAUGCUUUUGCUGAUCCCGUAUCUACCGAGAUUGAGGCAAAAUUUGACGCUUGGAUUGGUGAAGGAUUGCUUAAACAUCCUAGGUGACUGUUUUUAUUAAAUCUGUUUUUAUAUUAUGUUUUUUUUUCAGUUUUAUUCCUGUUUUAAUGCUAUUUUUUUCUGUUUUUUUGUUGUUGUAAGCAUUAUAAUUGUUAUGAAGACGGCGCAAAGAAAUUUACCCCGGGUUUUAGGCCAGGUGUUGAUUAUGUUGAGGAUAAAACUUGGUUUUAUUAUUUGUCCACAUGCGACAUGUUUAUGAACGACUCGGUAAAGUUUCCAAUUUAUAUUGUACUUAUGAUAGUUUGUUUUCAGUUGCUUUAUAAAUGUUUUUUAGUUUUGAUACUGCAUUUCAGUUUUUUUACAGUUGUUCAACCUUUUCAUUUGUGUUUCUGUGUUGUUUUUUUUCUCAGCAUAUAAACACCAUAUUCUAUUACCUUCGAAAAAAAGGUAAAUAUUCUUCUGCUGUGACGUUGAAUUUCGCAACUACUGAUUGUCGGUUUGAUGAUUCCAUCCAAGCAUUGUACCACAAAUAUAACAAGGCCAAGUCAAUGAAGACUAAGAUGUCACACAUUCACGCUGCCCACCCAAUAGCGCAUUACAUCCGAGGUAUGCGCAUUCCCUGUUCCAAGCCUUGGUAUGAAGCCGAUCAUGUGCUAUUCAUCAUCAAUUUAAGAAGGGAAAGUCAUUGGGUUUUUGGGCGUCUUGACUUGAACAAAGGGACGUUGUUUCUGUACAAUUCUUUGAGGACCGCGAAGAUGAAUGCUGCAGCUAGGAAUGCGAUGAAGGCUUAUUCCGUGUUGCUGCCUUUGUUUUUCGAUUUACUUGGGUUUUGGAAGAAUAGAGCACAAGCUCCUGCCUCAGUUUCUGACCCUACAGCUCCAUUCAGAAUCGUGGAGCUUAGUGGUCUUGCGUCUCAGCAGAAGAAGUGAGUGUUUCUUUUAAGUUUCUUUUAUGUUGUUUUUUAGUUUCUAAACUGUUUACUUCUUCUUUCUGUUUUUUAUAGUGAUUGCGGGGCAUAUGUUGCUACCUUUGCUGAAUUCUUUAUCCAUGGAAAGGAUGUCCCUGCAGACUUUGACAUCGAAGUUUAUCGUACCCGACUUGCUUCACUUUUCUUCUCGUACGGCCAAAGGAAAAUUGACGAAAGCAUUGACAGCGAGGAUGAGAAGCAAAGCAAGUCUUCUAAGGCUUCUAAAUUGAAGAAAUAGAAUCUUUUAAUUUGGUGGCUCUUUUCUGUUAUUUGUUGAAUCUAUUACCAGACAAUUUUUAGUGUUGUUGUUUCAAUGUAGGUAUUAUAUUUGAUUUUAUACUAUGUACCUGGUUUAAAACUUUUAGGAUAUUUGACAUUUACUCCUUAUAAUAUCUUUAUUGUAUAGGUUUGUAUUUCCCAAA